Branchiostoma belcheri (Belcher's lancelet) is the source of this 3418-nucleotide messenger RNA. RefSeq names its product deleted in autism protein 1 homolog. Bases 988 to 2241 code for a protein of 417 amino acids. The record is from RefSeq and is a predicted model, not a curated record. The transcript has 3 exons. Lineage: Eukaryota; Metazoa; Chordata; Leptocardii; Amphioxiformes; Branchiostomatidae.
GUUCCUUUCCCACUAUGCCUCAUUCAAAAUGGAGGUCAUGGUCCGUGUACGUGCGGAAGAGGUUCGAUAUUGAUAAGUUUGCGUGCUUUCUGUGUCAUAUAUUUGCAGAAGAAUGAUACCCAACGAGAGGAAACAUCUGUACGUCCGGGAUAACUACAGAAGUAACGGCGGUCCUGCGGAAAGGUGGCUGGAGCGGGCAUAAAUCCGUUGGUUCGGCGGUGGAAGCCGGGGUCUCUGAGCGCCCGUCCGGGAGGACGGAACGCCUUGAUUCAAUUAGGGAUCAGUGACGCUUAACGUCGGCGUCUGUCUGGAUGUUAUCACGUCAACGUGAUCUGUUUAAGGCCGUCUGAAGGCCAGAAUUCCAUCCCACGCUGUUAGGUAACGUGCCUCUUAUCUAAUUGCGAUGACCGGACGCACAUGUAGAUAUCUGCUCCAGAAAGUCGGCUAAAAGGAAUUAGAGGGACGUGAUCAGCUUGGAUCCAUUAGGAAGACUAAAUCCUCAAUCGAUGUCGCUCGUGGACGUGGCGCCGUAUUGAACAGGAUUAUAGCACAGACGGCACGCCAUAACUCACGGGAACGGGAACCGACAGUCUGUCUGGCCGAGCGUUACGGUAAUUAUCGACGGCGAAAUCCGAUUUCACCCCCGGAGGGAGUUGGGGUACACGUACGGUGAUGUCAUGUCCAUUUCAUGCUGGCAGCAUCACAAGAAGUACAAGAAGAGAACCUCCCUAGGAUCCAGGGAUCUAUAGACUCCAAAACUUCGUGCCAUCGAAAGUUAAUUUGUGUUGGAACUACUAGUGGACGUCAUUAAGACUGGAUAUUGACUGGGAAUAUUUCAUAAGAGACCAGGCAACCUUCGGAGAUUGUUCGCCCAGACGUGAUGUCAUAUUUCUAGUGGAGUGUGAUAAAUCUAUGGUAGGCACGAGACCUCGAUAAUGCAAACAAAAAAUUUGUGUAGCACUCGCAGUCGUGCGUGAAAGACAUACCAUGAGCCUGAGAAUGAAGCAGUUUCGUCGAUUUUUCUCAGGAUGGCGGGUUCGGAGGAUGUGUGCUUUCUUCUUCCUUGUCAUCUUCUUCUAUUGCUUCAUUUUCCAACCGUUUUCCUACAACCAGCUGACGGACACCACGUUCCUCGGAGAAGACAAAUGCCCAGCGUGCUUUGGGACAGACCUCUGCGAAGAGUUUGAAAACGGCAAGAUUUUAUUCAAGUAUUCCUCGCGACUGAGAAUACUGGACAUCUUCAACAUCAAGAAUGUGUACUUUGCAAUGUACGAAGGGAUGGAUGUUGCCUUAAAGCGUCUUGGUCACAAUUCGGAGUUCGAUCAGUUGGACCGGUGGAUCUGUGAGACUGGUAAGGAAGGCCCGCAAUGCCACAUCCCGUCAGUCACGUACUACUCCAACUUUUCUCGCGUGAUUUACGAAGGGCUGUCCCCCAGGAGCAUGGUGGACAUGUCGGACAUGGUGAGAUGCCCGUCACAGAGGUUGAUUGACAGGGUGCUGGAGAAAUACGCGGAACAUCUCGGGAAGGAGCCGGAAGAACUCUCCUACCAAGAAAAGCUUCACUUCCUGUCUACUCUGAAGUUUAACCCAGAACCGCUCAUGUUACAGACUUUCCCCAUCACCGAGGGCUGGCCGUUCCCGUUCUACUUCGGUGCCUGCGGUCGACUGACGGUCGUGCAAAAGUGUGAAAAAACUCUGGGCAGCUACUACAGCGCGUCCUGGCUGAAGAGAGUGGACCUGGCCCUCCAGAUGAUGAAGAUAGCAGAAGAUCUAACAAACAAUGAGGCAGAAUUUGCCCUGUACCUGACAGACCUGACGUAUGACAAUUUCGGAGUGACGAGCGAUGGAAAUCUGUUCAUUAUAGACGUGGAGAAUGUUAUUGUGGUGGACAAACAAAAGAUAAAAACAGAUAAACCUAAACACUGGGACGCGAGGUACCAGUCUGACUUUGAUGAUUGCCUGGGCAUGUCCAGCUGUCUGUCAUUUGACGUGUCCGCGCUGUGCAGAUAUCUCCACACCGAUCACAACUACUACGCGGUUUGUCGGAACAUGUUGUCUGACUACGCCUCCGAGCGAGGGAAGCCGGGAGGGUUCCUGCACAGCCCGCCGGAAACCGUGGUGCGCGAGGGAAGGUUACAGCAACUCCUGGAGGAGUGCGCCCGACCCGAGACUCCUUUCGGCAGGUUUGACGCUGCAAAGGAACUGAUCGAGUUGUUGGGAAGCUACUUGAAGGAGAGGUAGUCAAAGAUUUGUCAGGAGGAUGACAGCUGAGACUGACAGUUUACCAGUUUUAACUUUUUAUUAAAUAGUCUUCAUCAGAAAUGACAAGAGAUGUACCACACUUCCUUUUAUAUACUCUUCUAUCACAGUCAGGUUGGGGUGCCCUGCCUGUUACUUAGAUACUUGCAGGAGAGGUGAUGGCUCAAAUCAGGAAGGCCACCAAAGGCUGUUACUUAGCAAUAAUCAUUCCCAGACCUUUAGGUGUCCAUCUCUGUUUCUAAAGCUCUUUGGCCACACAGUUGUGCAAGCUAGCACUAAAUCAGAGGGUUAGGCCACUGGUGAAAGGUCGCAAUACAAGGACGGUUCAAACAUGUUGGAUGCAGAACUCUAGAUCUAUUGAGAAAGCUCAGUCUGUAAUGUACACUAAACCAUUACACCGACUCCAGACAUUAAAACUCCCUAAGACAGAUGCCAAGUUGCAAACGGAAUCUCUUUUAUAAUGUUUUGUUUAGUUUUUAAGCAAUUUAUGAUGCGUGUGGAUGAUUGAUUGAUGUCUUCCUCUUCCUUUACUUAAAUUCAAAGGAUAGAUGUCAGAGUACUACAGGACUAAGAGAAUCUAAUAACUGAGAUACCCCAAACCUAUGCACAUCCUGAGAUUGUACAGGUCUCUAAAAGAUCAGUGUUUUAAGUCAAUGUCCCUUUAGAAAGGUGAAUACGUUUGUGAAUUUUGAAUGCUAGUCUGUACAUUGUUUCAAAAAUGUAUGUAUCCAUUUUAUUGUGUAUAGACAAUUGACUUCAAGUCAGUUGUCAGAAGAACAUGUAUGUUUGUUUAAGACUUCUUCAUAAUGAAGAUACAUGUAAUGCCACAAGACCCACAACAUAGUGUGGGUAACUGGAUUAUAAAACUGAAAUGAUGACCCUGUAGCUAUCGGAAGACUGCACAGUUUGAAAAGUUCAAUGGUGUCUGCAAUUGAGCCUGAGCAUGGGCCUAUGGGUUACUAAGAAUGUAGACAUAUAUACAUUGUACUGAUAAUACAGUAUUUUAUGUGAGUAGGUUAUAAUUUCUGUCCCAAGCUGUACAUAGUUGCAUUUUAUAUAUGUCAAGGGUUAUGUUUGUGGCUCGUCCUAUGAAUUAAAUUGAAGGAGAAAAAUCACUGACGUGUAACAGAAUAAACAAGUUAUUUUGGAUGUACAUAUU